UGCGUGUUUCAAAAAGCAGACGAUGUAAACAAGUGGCAUCUUUCUAACAAUAGCGAACCAGACUUGAACAUGUGUUGAAAACUAGCAAUCGAUUUGAAAGACCUGCUAAUGAACUGACAUUUUAUGAUAAUUGUACUUACUAUUUUCUGACUGACAACUAUUAUGCCUCAAUUCUUAGGAAUUGAUUAUUUUCAACAUGCACAAGAAAAACAGUCUGUGUUUUUUAGUAUCUCAUUAUUGCCUAUUCCUCACCAUCUUGAAGAAGUUAGUUUCUAUCCUCACAAAGGCAUACCUUUAACACAUGAGAUACGGGAACCAUGGAAAGAAGGCUUCCUACCUCUAGAAUUAUAUUCUGACAUGAAUAUUAAUGGAGACAUUCAGAGAAAUUUAAAUUUUUUAAGAAAUGAUACUUUAAAUAAUCACCUGGAACAAUUAAAUUUCAGUACAGAGCCUUCAAUACAUGCUACUGAUAUAAUUUACAACUCCUGUAGUUCAACAAGUUCCAAUGAAAUCAUAUGUAUUCCACAAGUAUCUCCUUUUGAUUUAUGUGAAACACAAGAUCUUGAAAAAGAAGUUAUAAAAAGCCAGUUUGAGAUGAAAGCAUCAGUUAACAAAGAAUACCAAUUGUACUUAGAAGAAGUACUUUCCUGCACACCUUUCAAAGAAUAUCUUCUAAAUUUGCCUGGCAUCUCAACAUUUCUAAACCAUUUGUGGAUGAUUCCAAUAAUGGAUCCAUUAUUACUACCUGAGAGAAUGGAAUUUUCAGAAGAGCAAUUUUUUGAUCUCAAAUGUAAUUUUGAAACAUUUGUUUAUGAAGUAUCAGAAGAAGAAAUAAAAGAAACAUUCGAUUCCAUUUCCAGUGUUCGAGAAGAUAAUUCUAAUUACUUGGAAAUGAUAAUGACUCCAGUGUUGCACUCUGAACAUACAGAACAAAAUGAAUCAAUAUUUGAUCAAGUAAAAGACUUAUUCCCUUUGAAAGCAGAAGAAAUAAACUUUGAGAAUGAUGUUAUAGAAAAUCUACUAUUAAAAGACUUUAAUACUUUUGAAAAAUUUUCAACUUCACCUUGUACUGAAACUCAGCCUAUGCAACUGUUUUAUCCAGUGAACAGAUAA
Octopus bimaculoides (California two-spot octopus) is the source of this 1113-nucleotide messenger RNA. RefSeq lists its product as uncharacterized. The record is from RefSeq and is a predicted model, not a curated record. Lineage: Eukaryota; Metazoa; Mollusca; Cephalopoda; Octopoda; Octopodidae.